This is a messenger RNA of Topomyia yanbarensis, 5292 nucleotides long. Its product is annotated as band 7 protein AGAP004871. The coding region runs from base 969 to 1859 and encodes 296 amino acids. Gene Ontology annotation, cellular component: plasma membrane. The transcript has 7 exons. NCBI's taxonomy places the organism in Eukaryota, Metazoa, Arthropoda, Insecta, Diptera, Culicidae. The record is from RefSeq and is a predicted model, not a curated record.
GAACCAGCUGGUUCUCACGUAUGUGUCUCAGUGGAACUAUCAACGACACUUCGGCGAUUUUUUUCGCUUCUGUUGAAAGGAUUCUUUUGUUGACACCUCAGGCAAGCGAAGAGAAAGAAUGGAGUGAUGAAAAUUUUCACUAUGCGCGAGUGAACAAUGAAAACCAUUUUUUCAAGGGGGAGGAAGGUUUAUCCGAAGCUGCUCUAGUGAGCGGAGGUAAAUGAUCUUUCCGUGGCCUCAUUAUAGUAGGUAUUGUCUCUGAUGAAAAUUUUGAAAAGCUGAAAAUGAGGGCAGUUGUUGGUUCAUUGGAGUGAAGAUUCAUCCAUGGUUUGGUAGCUCGAGAGGAAUAAAAAUUUUCGUGUGCUGGCUGAGGUAAAUUAAUUGACUGUAUUACGGUGUGCCUCAUAUUGGCCAAGAGGUACGGAUUUAACAACCUCCCAUGGUGACGACAGUAGCGAAUGUGAGCCCAUUGUCGUAAUUCGUAGUUCCAAGCUAUGUGUGUAGGCUGCGACAAUCAGCGAGUGGCGUCUAGAAUUUAAGUGCUUUGGUCUAUUUUUAUACCGCUUCAGGGCUAGCAUUGGAAAAAAAAUAUGCCCAUACAGUCAAUGUGAUCGAUACCUGAAGGUUGGUGGUAUCGCAAAUGCCUUCAGCUUUCGUGUCUUGAAUUUAUUGCCACCCAGCUCGGAAAAAAGCCGCCUGUUGUCUAUACUUGUAUGUGCCUCACCUCUCUAAUAGUGCUGCUCUUAGUCCUGGUGAAAUUGUGUUUAUAGAAUAUUGAUUCGGAUAGAUCGUUACUCAUAUAACGAAGAGCUACAGAUUGGCCGACUUCGUUCAAGUGGUUUCCGUAGAUUUAUAUCCGAACAAACACGAGCUCAUCAGCGAUAGACGAAUCAACAACUGCACCGAGAAAGGCAACCACGGCGGACCUAAACGAGCUGACCAAUACCGCCGCCCUGAAGAACGGAAGUAUGCCAGAGGAUAGUGCGGUCAUGGUUGAAGAUGUAAAGUUGAAAAAGGGCCUCUUGCUCUACGCCGAGGAAGAACACAACGGGGAAGCUUCAACAUGCGGCCGAAUCCUGAUCUUUCUGUCCUGGGUGCUUGUGGUGCUGACGAUGCCCUUCAGCCUGCUGGUGUGCUUCAAGGUUGUACAGGAAUACGAGCGUGCUGUGAUAUUCCGCCUCGGUCGCCUAGUGCAAGGUGGAGCUAAAGGGCCAGGUAUCUUCUUCAUCCUGCCAUGCAUCGACGCCUAUGCACGUGUCGAUUUGCGUACUCGUACGUACGACGUCCCACCGCAAGAGGUAUUGACAAAGGACAGCGUCACGGUGUCGGUCGAUGCCGUCGUGUACUAUCGCGUUUCGAAUGCGACCGUCUCGAUUGCCAACGUGGAAAAUGCUCACCACUCAACCCGCCUGCUGGCCCAGACGACGCUACGGAACACGAUGGGUACCCGGCAUCUGCAUGAAAUUCUGAGCGAACGAAUGACAAUCUCUGGCAGCAUGCAGCUCUCACUGGACGAAGCAACAGAAGCCUGGGGAAUCAAAGUGGAGCGAGUGGAGAUCAAGGACGUUCGUCUGCCCGUCCAGCUGCAGCGUGCCAUGGCAGCCGAAGCUGAAGCUGCACGCGAGGCUCGUGCUAAGGUGAUUGCUGCGGAGGGUGAACAGAAAGCCUCACGGGCCCUGCGUGAGGCUUCCGAAGUGAUCGGCGACUCGCCGGCUGCCCUGCAGCUCCGCUACCUCCAGACACUGAACACCAUCUCGGCGGAGAAGAACUCAACCAUCGUGUUCCCGCUGCCAAUCGAUAUUCUGACUUACUUCAUGAAGUCAAAGGAGUCUUUUGCCGCCUCCCACUCGCACGCGUAAGACUCUGCCGCUGGAUUUGUUGGUAGGGAACGGGGGAAAAACUUACCUAAAAUGAAAGUGUUCUCCUAAUAUGCGGUACGUUUUAUCAUUCGUUACAUUUUCCGUGAACUUUUCCUAUUGAAAGAACAGCAGUAGCUAUGAAGAUUAAAUGUUUUUUAUGAAAAUUUAUGUGAAGUGUACGGCUAACUAGUUGCCCUUGUGGGGCAUGGAAUACAAAGCACAGAGAUGACUAGUUCUGGGAUAAUCGUAGCUGGAGAUUACAAAGCAACACUUUAAGUUUUUAAAAAUCAUUUCUUUGUGCUGGCCAGCAGCUGCAGUAUUGUUGUUUUGCUUUCGUGAUGGAAACGAUCAUUUUUGCCCUAAUUUCGUGAGACUAAUCAUCCAUUGUUGGAAACUGAAGCAAAAAUCUUUUUUUUUUGUUGUACUUCACAUUCCUACUAUUUUAUACAUCUCAGAAUAAAUAUUUUACUGUUGAGCCCACGGUACGUUAAUUUUAACGACAAAGAAAAGCUUUUUUCAAUGAUAUUAAUAUGAUGUUCAAAUGCAAAAAAAAUAUCUAUCUUUCAAAUUUGACUGAUAAGUCCAAAGCAAGGAGUAUUAAAAAGAGUACAUGUUGAACUGAGCUCAAAUUCACAAAACUAACAUUCAGACCCCGUGAACGGUUUCCAUUUCAAACUGAAGAACGCUUGUUUACAAAAACAUGGGUUGGUGAUGUCAGAGACAUAACCUAAAUGAAGUAGAAUACAUUUUGGACUGCUAAUACGAACGAUACAAUGUUUACUACCUUCUGAAAAGUUUCAUUAAAGCCAGUUAAUAUUGUUAUCACUUAACUUAAGUGUAUUUUACUUUAUUGCGAUUAUGUCUAUGAUAUUACCCAUAUUACAUCUUUUAUUAUCACGAGCAGAGUUUCCUGCCAGCUCCAAUACUCUGGCGGCAAGAUAUCCGAGCAAAGUCAAACAUCAAAAUUACAGCAAGUAGACACCAUAUUUUGAUAUCAGUCAUCAAAUUGAAAUCUUAUUUUGAUAUCGGUUUAACCUUUUUCAGGUAUGACAUCAUAUUUUGAUCUGCAUGCUUUGCGUUUUUUAGAAAAAAAGAUUGAUUUUUAUUUCGAUUAUAGAGGUUUUAACCUUAAGGUCAUUCGCCUCUUUGGGUUAGAAAAAUCUCUUAUGGAAAAUUUCUAAUCCUAUGUGCUGGGUCGGGACUCAAACCCAGGUGCGCUGCGUACAAGGCAAUCGAUUUACCAACUAGCCUACGCCCACCCCCCAAAUGUUUGUUGUAUUUUUUUGGCAAAUAUCAAAUGGAUUACAUAUUUGGUUAUCAAUGAAAUAUUUCAACAUCCCAAAGAGUUUUAAAUUUGCUCUCACUGAUAGCAUAAAUAGUUUUCUGUUUGAUUACAAUUUUUCUGCUUUCGAUUUCUUAUAUUCGAUCUUUUAACCGUUAAAACAACCAAAACAAAAACAACCUGAGCAAUCACUACCUAUUACAUCACAACAUCAAGUUUAGUGCUCAAUUUGAUAUCAGACUCUACUUGUGUAUUUCAUCACUGCUGCCAGGUAGGCACCGACACGCUCGGCGUAAUGACCCUUUCGCAGCAAAUGAUGGAUUCGAUCGUCAGGAAACUGGAGACCGGCACAAGCGAGUGGAAGUUUGGCUUUCUCUUCACCUUUCCUUCUUUACCUCAUUCAGACAAAGCGAGCGUCCAUCGCACUCUGUCCCCUGCCCUUAGUGUGAGCUGUGCUCAGUUCAGUUUACGUUCAACGCAAAAGGCGCCGGGAAUUGAACGAAAUCUAAAUCAAUCCAUUAUUUCCGUUAUUUUCAGUAAUAGUACAUUCUACGGAAUUAGUUACAAAAUUGUUUUCCGACUUUCCGAUUCCGUUGGGAUUUUCGAUAUUUUUUUUUAAUUUAUAACACUGGGUAGAGUUCACCAAUUUCGAUGUUUUAUAUGUGAAAAGAACCGGGUAUUCUUGUAGUUCAAACUAACGGUGAUCGAACCACCAUGAUCUAAAAACACCGGAGUUAUUCCGGAUUGGGUUGGAGUACGUCGGUUUUGCCAUUUGGUUUUUUCUUAUUAACUAAUAACUUAUUACUAAAGGACUUCAUCAUAAAAUAAUUUGAGGUUUGGCCAAUCUUCCCCGAUGGCCGUGGUACCGGUCACAAGAGCCAAAUACUUAAUGCUCAUUGGAUCAAUUGAAAAAAUGACUCCAAAAAUGACAAAGUCGGUUUAGGUUGCACUAGACUAUCUGUAAGAACCAUUCCCACCCUUUUGCAAACUACGAGGACACAUGACCGGUUCACCGGUGAAUCCAGAAUAUCACGGGCCCUAUUCUCACAGUCACGUCACUUAGUGACUAGAAGAAAAUUUCCUUCUAGUCACUAGGUGACGUGACUGUGAGAAUAGGGCCCCACAUUUCAUCACAUCGCAAGCCAUCAUCAUGUGAUAUAUCAAAAAACAUCUACUGAGUUUCACAAGAUGGUUGGAGGUAUUCAAAACAAGUUUAGAGGCCAGGCGAAUGACCCUUAGUGGUUAAAGCUUAAUAAUAAUAAUAAGUUUGAAACAGCUAUUGAGCUUCAUAUGAUAUUUGAAUGCAUUUAAAACAAGUUUGGAGGCCGUUGACCCGCUGAGGUCAAUGCCGAUGAAUCCGGAAUACGUGCACUUUUAUCAAAUCGCAAACCUCCAACAUGCGACGUUUAAAAAAACAGUUUCUAAGUUUCACAAGCUGUUUGAAGGCAUUCAAACGAAAUUUGGAGGUAUUUGGCUGUGAUGGCCAGGUCCGGAGCAUCCGGAAUAUUGUCCCAGGAGAUUGCUUUAAUCACAUCUCAAUGCUUCAUCAUGCGACAUUUCAAAAAACAUCUAAUGAGUGUCAUAAAAUGGUGAAAGGCAUUUAACCCUUAAAGGCGCAAACCAAUUUUUUUCAAAUUUUCUGAAAAUUGUCUCACAGUUUUAAUACGUUACCAUGAUAAUUUUGCCAUGGUUUUCGUAAUGUUGUUUUAAUUGCGCAUUUGAGAGUUAAAACCAAUUUGGAUGCCAUUUGUGGUCACAGAAGGUGACUUUUAUCAAAUAGCAAACCUUCAGCAUGCGACGUAUCAAAAACAUAUACUGAGCUUCAUAAGAUGAUCAAAAGCACUAAAAACAAGUUUGGAGGGCAUUUGGCCGCGAUGGUCAGUUCCGGUAAAUGCGGAAUAUGAUCCCAGAGGGUCACUUUCACGAAAUCGCAAAUCUUCAUCAUAUGAUAUAUAAAAACAUCUACUGAGCGUCACAAGAUAUUUGAAGGCAUUCAAAAUAAGUUUGGAGGCAAUUUGAACGCCAUGGUCAUUUCCGGUGAAUCCGGAGCACGGUUCCAGAGGGCCACUUUUAUCGUAUCGCAAACCUUCAGCAUGUGAAGUAUCAAAAACAUCUACUGAAUUUCACAAGAUGUACUACGGGAUAACACAA